Messenger RNA from Ilyonectria robusta, 387 nucleotides. RefSeq lists its product as uncharacterized. The record is from RefSeq and is a predicted model, not a curated record. Lineage: Eukaryota; Fungi; Ascomycota; Sordariomycetes; Hypocreales; Nectriaceae. The transcript has 2 exons. The coding region runs from base 76 to 282 and encodes 68 amino acids.
CCACGAACCACAGAAGACGACUUCUCAAUUAUUAUCUCGUCUCUCUACUCUAUCAUCAAAUAUCACCAAGCUGCUAUGGCGAGCAGCUCAGAGUUCCACACACAUCACGCAACCCCCCAACGACUCGUCCGGGAACUACGAUUUCUUCUAGGUGACGGUGCUCAAUUCAAAGUUGAGAUGCGUCACAACGUCUACAAUAUCGAGAGUGACCAAGAUCUAGAUUUGGAAAAGCUGCAACAGCGCUGCAAGCAACGACGCCAGGUCCCACUUCGCUUCCCAUAGCCCGGCUCCGCGACUUUGAUAGUUCCCGUUAGGCUUGAUCAUUAUAACAUAUACUAUCUUAGGGGUGGAUGAAGGCUAUAGAGAUCUUGUCUCAUCGAUGUUAGC